UAUAUGAUGGAAAAUGUUUCUGUUGUCACAAUGUUUACCCUCUCUGGUUUAAAGUUUACAUACGUGCAAAGGAUGACCAUUUUUCUGCUCACGUUACUAUGGUAUAUUAUAAUCCUACUGAGCAAUUUCACCAUGAUUGUUGUCAUUGUUAUCGACAAAAAACUGCAUAAGCCAAUGUAUAUAUUCUUGUGUAAUUUAUGCAUCAAUGCUGUGUAUGGAUCUGUUGGCUUUUACCCCAAAUUCCUUGUGGACCUUCUGUCAUCUCAUGUCAUUUCUUAUGCUGGAUGCAUGCUACAGGGUUAUGUAAUUCACUCAUCAUCUUGCUGUGAUUUUUCCAUCCUAGCUCUGAUGGCUUUUGACAGGUAUGUGGCUAUAUGUCGACCUCUGGUUUAUCACUCGUUCAUGAGCAAGCGGAGGGUUUCACUCUUUGUGUUUUUCUCCUGGUUCAUACCUUUAUUUUGUAUGUUUAUGAACACUGCCGUCCUGUUAGGAAGAAAGUUAUGCGGCUCUCACAUAAACAAGGUCUACUGUGUCAACUGGAUGGUGACUAAUCUGGCCUGCUCCCCGCCCACUGCCAGUGGUAUCGUUACAGCGUUCAAUAUCGGGCUUUAUUUUGGACAUUUUUUGUUUAUUUGUUGGUCUUACCUGUAUCUGGUAAAAACGUGCAUUUCGUCCACGGACAUGUGGAAGAAGUUUAUGCAGACAUGCUUGCCACAUUUAAUCUGCCUCAUCACAUUUACAGUGACUGUGCUUUUGGAUCUGUUCUACAUGAGAUUUGGUUCAGCUGCAUUGUCUCAACAUCUGCAAAAUGUAAUGUCGAUGACAUUUCUACUUGUUACUCCAGUUGUGAAUCCACUCAUCUAUGGUUUGAACCUUACAAGCAUUCGCAACAGGAUGUUGAGUAUUUUGUAUACUAAAAAGAAGAUAGGUAUAUUUUAA
This is a messenger RNA of Dunckerocampus dactyliophorus (ringed pipefish), 939 nucleotides long. Its product is annotated as olfactory receptor 49-like. Bases 4 to 939 code for a protein of 311 amino acids. Lineage: Eukaryota; Metazoa; Chordata; Actinopteri; Syngnathiformes; Syngnathidae. Gene Ontology annotation, cellular component: membrane. The record is from RefSeq and is a predicted model, not a curated record. Gene Ontology annotation, molecular function: olfactory receptor activity; G protein-coupled receptor activity. Gene Ontology annotation, biological process: G protein-coupled receptor signaling pathway. The transcript has a single exon.